Messenger RNA from Drosophila bipectinata, 15790 nucleotides. It is a transcript of the gene Bruce, whose product is annotated as BIR repeat containing ubiquitin-conjugating enzyme. NCBI's taxonomy places the organism in Eukaryota, Metazoa, Arthropoda, Insecta, Diptera, Drosophilidae. Gene Ontology annotation, molecular function: ubiquitin-protein transferase activity. Gene Ontology annotation, biological process: regulation of cytokinesis; apoptotic process. The record is from RefSeq and is a predicted model, not a curated record.
AAACAAAUUAGAGAAAGAAUCUCCACUGGUAACACUGUUUUAUAUUCAGCUAACGUAAAAGUUUCUAUAGAAUAUUUACAUUUACAAAAUUAUUUGUAACGGAUAGUAAAUCGCCUAAAAAAAGCAUAGUAGAACGGACAAUGCACUAAUGUAAAGGCCAGUGUGGCAGUGUAACUUUUGGCCCACAUCUGUCAGAAGUAGAAGGGGCAAACGCGAAGUUGAGAAGAGGAAGAGUAGAAAAGCGCAGCUCUGUCCUGAUUCCGAAAAACGUCUGAAAAUAGCGAAUUCCGGAUUCACCAGAACACAACGACUGGCAACAGAGGGCCCGCAUCCCGCAUGCCACUCCCCGCCGGAUCGCGAGCGCCCGUAAUGGCCACUGAUCCGCACCAGCAGCAGCAACAAAUCCAAAAUAACCAGCAGCAGCAGCAGCGAGUUCUUAAGCAGGAUGGAUACUUAGAUGUGGGCGAGGGGACUGACGGAGGUGGCGGCGUUGGUGGAGUAGGCGGUGGCGCUGGAGGCGGAUCGGGUGGCACUCCCUCCCGUCCGUUUGAGAUGCGCAACGUCGUCUACCAUCCGCAGCUGAAUGUGCUCCUGCUCUUCGGCCAGGGCAACACAGUCAAGGUGCUGGACGCCAACUCCGGAGUGAUUCUGCAAACUUAUCAGCUCGGGACAAAUGGCGACAACAUACAGGGUCGCUAUAUGCCCCUCCAGGACAAGAUCCUAUUUUGGGAUGGCCACAAUCUAGGCCUACGCGGCGACUACAAUGGCGUCCUCUUGCUGGACACCAUUCUACAGGCGCCGAUUGGACAGAACGACGACUACAUCAGGCUCGAGAUUAUACUCUCCGAGGCGAUCAUCUUCCAGAACUGCAUCAGUGAGCUGGAGAGCGAAGGACUAGAGUGUCCCUGCGAUAUCAGCAACGAGCUGACCCAGAAGAUCAACCAGGCGCAGUUGAAUGCCAAAAAGGGCAUAAAAGCACAGAGGUGGAACACUAUCUGCUUGGAGGUGCCCUACUCCAGUUUGAAGCUGGUGGCCAACAAUGUUGUUAUUCUGCUGAAACGGCUGGAGCGCCACAUACCCGUCUUGGCCAUCGCCUCGGCGAUCAACGAGCGACUCACCGACAUGCUGAUGGGCUCGCGAGUGCCCGAAUUCGGCUUCGGCUACAGCAACUUCCAGCGUGUGCUGAUGCACUCUGAGUCGGUGCGCCGCCAGACCUUUGAGAAGUGGCCCCACAUGGACUACAAAUGGGCGCUGCCUGAUCAGAUGGCACAGGCUGGCUUCUACCAUCAGCCAUCCUCCUCGGGGGAGGACCGCGCCAUGUGCUUCACCUGCAACGUGUGCCUCGUUUGCUGGGAGAAGACCGACGAGCCGUGGAGUGAGCACGAGAGGCACUCGCCUCUCUGCCCGUUUGUCAAGGGCGAGUACACCCAAAACGUUCCACUUUCCAUCACCUACGCCACCAAUCCCGCCCUUUCUGCGCCGGGUCUUGGAUUCGAUAUCAUUUCGAACAGUGAUUACGCCAAUGUUUUGUGCACCAGUUGCUCCCAAACCGGGGAACUGAGCGUGUGGAGCAUCGAAAGACAUCUGAAGCUGAUGCACAGCAUCCAUGUGCCCACUCUGCUCAAGGAUGUCUUCGAGGAGAGCUUUGAGUGGGCGCGGGUGACCGCCAUUUGCGUGCUCCCCAACGCCAGGGCCCGCACCAAGGUGAACUAUGUUUACUCUUCGGCGAAUUAUGGAGGACCAUCGGCCGGAAACGUACCUGGUUCUCAUUCGGGCUCCACUGCCGGCUCGGGCGGAAAGUAUGGCAACGUGAACGGCCAGAACAUAACAUCCACUUCCACCCUGCGCGCCGGCGUUGUCGGCUCGAAGAUUGUGCUCGGGGUUAGUGUGCGCCAGAGCAGCGGCGAACUGGCCCUGCGAAUGGUGGUGCUCAACGUGGUGGAGGCGGACCGAUCCAGCACCAGCGAAACCUCGGCCAGUGCGAGCAACGACAGCGGCAGCGUGUCCAGCAUGGGUGGCCAACUAAUGAAAUCCUCGUCUCCGAUGGUAAACGCAACUAACGACACCAAUGCCGCCGUCACCCAGGUCAACAUGGAGUCCAAAGACGACGACAACAAGGCUAUGACACCCUACGAGAAGUUCACAGACGGAUUCGAUAGCAACGGCUUUGUCUCGGCCCUUAUGACCUACAAUAAGAACAACGGGGUUAGCCAGAACACGGAUGAUGCCUCUGCCCUGUACGAUUUCGACCUGUGCACCUUGUCCCAAAUACUAGACCACAAUAUGGAGGACCCGCUUAGCGGUAUGAUGGUGGGAGCGAACACCGUGAAUGUCAGCAAUCUGGGACUGAGCAACGACAUCGAUAAGCUUGUGGAUGAUGCCGAGAUGGCGCACCAGAACAACAACAAUAAUAACAAUAACAACAACGAGGCCAACUCCCUCGGCGGAAACUCAUCGAACAACAACAACAUUAUGAUAAACGGAAGCACCAACGGGAGCAGCAGCAGCGACAAGAUGUCGGCCUCCGAGGAGAUCGACUGCGUGGUGGAGAGCUGGACGAGCGUGAAGAGAAUGAACGCCAUGGAUGGUAGUGCCUCCAGCAGCAGUGCCAAUGGAGUAGCGCACCACUCGUUCCAGGAGAUAAUCGAGAUAGCCGAGAUUCUGCCCACCACCCCUAAGUGCAACCAGUUGCUGGUGAAGCUACUGCGCACCAAGGCUCCGGAAACGGAGGGCAGCAAAAUAAUCAUGGCUACCGUAGCCAAGGAGGAGGAGGAGGAACUGGAGGACCUGGAGCAGCAGCACGACGAAGCCCUGGACACGUACAACAAUGCGGAAGGAAACGUGGCUGCGCAGCUCCUGGUGUUCGACUACGAUGACACCCAGAUCUCCAACGACUACACGCUGGCCAUGACCUUCAGUCGAGCCAAGUGCCCCAAACAGCUAUGCAUCUUGCCGCACUUCAAUCCCUCCACGGAGCACAAGGACACCGGCUCCAUUUGCGUGGUGUGCGCGGAUGGCACCGUGGAGAUAUACUCUCUAGCCGACUUCCAGGGCACCACACUGAUCGAGGAGGAGGGCGAACACUUUGAGUCGGUGGUCUACUGCCGCAACCUGGACCGAUUGUGCUGCUGCUCCCGCCAAGGCGGGCUGUUGUUCUACUCGCUGAGUGAGGGAGAGAACGAUUCCGGUGACGAGCUCCUCGAAAUGGAGGACGACUGCAGCACCACGCUGACCCAAGGCGCGGAUGUAAGUGUCACUGAUGGCGCCCGCAAUGGCGGCGGCGCUGCAGAUCUGAAGGGCAAUCCCUUGGCCGCCAGUGAUUCCAUUAGCGUGGAUGUGGCUAAUGAGGCGGGGUCCACCACGAGCAAUCCCAACGGCGUUCAAACCUCCCCCUCGUCUGCCUCAAUGGCCGGAAACGCCAACUUGCUGGCGUACAAGACCUCAGACCUUACCUUGGAUGACCUCAAAGUCUUCUACGCCCUCACCCAGUUCGACGAAAACCUCACUAUCUACUCGGCCGAGGUUCCCAGUUGCUGGAACGAUCUCGGGCAGGUGCAGAAGCAGCGUAAGCAGUCGCAGAACAUGCGUCAUGGCGGCGACGACUUUACCCGCACAUGGAGAUUACACAAUGAUGCGACCACUUGGGACGAGCACAUCAUUGAGCUGAACCUGGCACAGCCAGUAUCCUUGGGGCACAUCGACCUGAAGUUCACCGUGUUCCAGCAGUGCUCGAAUCCCGCAGCCAUUCAGGUGACCCUGCUCAAGCAGAACACCAAUGGAUUCGGCUACCGCAUGAAGGGGCCCCACGCCAGCUACAAACCCAACGUCAUAGACGACAACAUUGAUCUCUCGUAUAUUGCUAAUGACAAUCCCGUGCUCAGCGAGGAGUAUUUACUGGCCCACAACGCAGAAGUUCUGGCCGGGCCCAUCGAGCUCUCCUCGUGCAUCGACCUGUGCGACCAAGGAGGCACCGCCACACUCACCUCGCCAAAGCUUUUCAAGACCCGGACCCGAAACUUCUUGCUGCACAUCAAGACGGUGUCGGAUCCAUCGAAGGAGGGCCAGAACAAGACGAGGGGUUGCGACUGGUUGCACGAGAUUUCCAUCAGCGUACGGGCCGUGAAGUCCCACAGCCGGAUCAGCAAUGGACGCAUGCAGCGCAUCGCCAUGCUGGAGAGCAACAACCUGCUGGAGCAGCUAUUCCGCAUUGCCUGCGAUCCCUCGUCCAGUCCGUUGAGCAAGAACCUUGCGCUCGAUGUGCUCAAUUGGAUCUGUUUCAUCCGGCUGAACCGCUACCGCUCUCCGAAGUCGGAGCGGUUGAAGGAGCACAUCAACAAGCAGACUGCGGCCGGUAUUCAGGACCUGCUGGCCCAGCAGUUCGAGUGCAUCUCUCUCUGUGAGAAGCACAUUGAACAGCUCCUGCGCAACUGCGUCAUAUACAGCGAGCGGAGCACGGCGCACAAGUGUGUUAAGCUGCUGAUAAUGCUAACAGAGGGCACCACCAACCUUCCCGCGGAGCUGCAGCUUCACACCACCUUGGACAGCAGCUUCAAGGCUGCCAUUGCCAACACCUUCCCUGAGCUGCCCAGGGCUCAGUGUGGAAGUGUGGUGCGCUGGUACAUGAUGCUCACCUGUGCCACCUCCACCGCCGAGUCUCACAAUAGCAUCUCCGAGCAGGCCAUCGCUUUGUUGAAGGAAAUCGCAGGCGAGAUGGACAAGCGCUGGGACCCGUACUGUGCCCUAUUGAGCACCCGGUUCGGACUCUACGGCUACCCCUUCGAGCCGGAGAUCUUUGACUUUGAUUUCCCGAACAUCAAUCGCCAUGGGAGCAGCUCCUCCGUGGCCCUUACGAAUGUGAUUCGCAGCAGUGCCACAAUUUUGCCCGUGACGGGCUUGGACAUCAAGCGGCUGAGCUCAAUAGACGGAGUGGACUUCCGCACGUUCCCGUAUCUCAUCCGGGGCAAGAGCAUAAGCAAUCAACUGCGCGGCUUGCUGGAAGUUGUCCAGCUGCACUUCACGUGUGUGCAAACCUCGGAGGCCACUCGCAUUGAUAACAUAGACAGUGUGGGGGGCAGUGCCGCCGCCAGCGUGGUGAUCGAGGACGUAAUGAUGCUGCCAAAACUGGUUGUGGCCAAGGAGAAGGACGAGGAACUGCUCAACGAUCUGGUCAACGACGUCGAGUGUUUGGUGGAGGAAAUGAAGGAAAAGGAGGCCAAGGUUGACUCCGACACCUUUGGCCUGGUCAACGGCUACAAGGACAAGUCAUUUUCCUCGUUUAUGGAUCUGGAGUACGCCCUCAAGGAAGAGGUUAAGAUCGAGAAGGCUGCCAUUAUGAACAAAAAGAUAUCCAAGUUCCUGCCCACACUCACUCUGUUCGACAGCUACAUCAAGAAGAUCAACGAACAAAUCUCGUUCGAUGACUUCGGCAAGCUGGACGGCUGGGAACUCAAAAACAGUGGCGCCACGAGCAGCAAUUUGGCAGCCUCUGAUACCGCCUCCUUAGGUGCCUUGGACGAAACUCCGCGAGAGCUCCAACAGCAGCAGCAGCCAGAGGCUGCUCCACAAGCCUCGUCGUCCGGCGAGAGUCUCCUGGACGAUGCUACAGAGAGUGAGAAGGUCUUGGAGCUCUUGAGCGCCAAUCCCUGCCCGCCCAUUGCGUGGCACAAGCUUAUCACCCCUCCGCCAAAGCAGAUGAUUGUAAUAGAUCGGAUGCACUCGGGGGCGCGACGGUUUGUGGUCCUGGACUUCGGCCAGCACAUUCUGCUCACAGACUUGGUUAUUCCGGCGUGUGAUGAGCUCACCUCCCUGAACAUCGACAUCUGGUGCUUCGACGAGGAGACGGAUUGCACUCGUCUGGUCCAGGUCAACGACAUCCAAACAAAGACAUUGGUGUUGAGUGACAUACAGCCGCCACCCAUUUGUCGCUACCUCAAGCUGACCAUUAUAGGCAGGAUUGGCAUGUCGUCGACAAAGUGCAAGGUCCCCCUAGGGCGAUUCUUCGGACAUCCCGUUGUUCUGGAGCACGAUGGCUACGGGGACCAGCUGAUGCGAUACAUUAAGCAGCCGACUCAGAGCCUCCAAUCCCAGCUGAAGUCCCUUAACGCUCUCUACGAGGAUGUGCACUGUCGCUACAGCUUGGCCAGCUGCAAGCUCAUGGACCUGCUGGCCCCGAUGCGCAAUAGCGAGCUCUCUAACGUUGCCCAUCUGCAGGCGUUCAUCAACAAGCAGCGGGACGAGGAGCUAAGUGGCUUGGACAACAACAAGGUGGUCACCCUCUAUGAUGAAUGCAUGCUGCUUCAGUAUCAGAUCAAUGUCAUCCGCAAUGUGGUAUUCCGUUUGGAGCGGGCUCUGUCACCGAAUGGUACUCUGCGAGCUCCUCCUACGCCCGGGGACUCUGUCGAGGAGAUUCUGCGCGCCGCUUCGCGAGACAAGCUGCGGGUGCUAAGCCUUAGCUUGGUGGAGGUGCUGCUUCACUUCUCCAUCGAGUGGGGCAUCAAGAACAUCCUGCCGGUCCACCAGAAGUUCAACGCAGCUACUGCAAAGGCCCUGUUCAACUCCUUGGUUGUUUACGGCGACGCCCAGCUGCAGCUGGCCACCUGCUCGCUGCUAGUGAGGAUGUGCUGCUUCCAGCCGUGGUGGGGCGACUUCCUGGCCGACACUUUCUGCAGCCUAUUCUCGGCCCAGAACUGCAAGGCCUUUCCGCAGGAUCGUAUCUUCUUCCUGCUGACCUACCUGGGCCGUCGCAGCAUUGCCAUGGGCGCGUGCCGCUCCAUCGUGAUCGAUGCCGUCCUGAAGACUCUCGUCAAGCUACUGGCCCCCAUAUCGCCGCACUACAAGUUCCAGUCCGAGCAGCCGAGCACAUCGGCCAGUGCUGCAGAACGCGGAGCUGUCAUGGGAGCUACCUCGGACCUACAGCUCAUCACCUGGCUGCUUCUGUUCCUCUCGGUGUGCUUGGACGACAACGACCGGAAGGAUAAAUCGGCCGCUCGCUGGGACUUUAUGAGCUGCGAGAGCGACUUUACCAAGACUAGACCCAACAAUACUCCAAACAGCAAGCAGCUUCGGUGCUUCAAGAAGCGCAUUAUCCAGCAGAACAAGUACUCGGUGCAGCCAUACACGGAUUGGGGCAAAAAGAUCUACAUGAUUCAAAACGAGCACCCCGGUAUUUUCAUGGAGCUCUCCACCAAAUCAAAGGGAACGGGAGCCAGCAAGUCUACCUCCACUGGUGGCAAAGUCAAUAUAGGCUCGUCCGGCUUGUUUGCUUCCGCUGGGAGUUCAGGCUCCAGCAGCGGAUCAAAGGGGCUUGCUUCUGGCGCCACCGCCUCGCCCAAACACCAGGACACUCCGGUGGGCGAAGGCGAACGGGACAGCAACUUUGACAAGGGACUGAAGACCCUGCGCAUGGCCAACAUAAAGGUGGUGAUCCGAGGACUAUUCGCGCUGCUCCUGGAGAUGGACUUUGAUUGCAACAUGGACCAGUUCCUGCUGACCUGCAAGGUCAUUGCCCGGCUCGUGGCCGCCUGCCGACCGUCGGUUCAGCUGUGCAAGAUUGUGACCACAGCCCAGCUGGAGCAACUUAUUCGGCUGUCCGUGUGGAACGACCAGCAGCAACCCUGGGCCGUGCAUGCCAUCACCUGCCUCCUUCAGGAUCUUCUGGAUGCCGACAAGCAGUUCAGGGAUAGCGAUGCCACGCCCACAAACGAUGGGCAACGGACCAUGGAGGCAGCCGUGCAGGAGACUCGAGAUCUAUUCAGCGACUACACGUCAACUGCUUCCUCGUGCUCCGAGGCACAAUUUGAGAUGCUGAUGCCGACAGCAAGAGAGUUUUAUCAAGAGGCCGUUAAAUACAACUACUUGCCGUCGCUGAUCGAGUGUGACGACACGGAGUUUGACGAGAUGCUCAACGACAUCGACAUGAUAGAGCGCACCAAGCCAGUGACCAAGAAGGAGAGCAACGCGCUCUGCAAGAACACCUUCAACUUCUUCUGCAAGUCCAUUUCCAUAGCUCUAGAUUCCCGCUUGGACGCCGGUCUGGAGCUACACGUCGAGACGCAGCUGAGGCGGCUGACGAACCGAACCUCCCUGGACCUCUACUCCUCGCUGCCGCAGGUGCUGACCAACGAGUUCGUUUCCCCGCCGCCGGAGGCUGCGCCCUGGCCGGAAUACCUCACCCAAUUGUGGUCGGGAACGGAGUACAACGGCCGCAACACGUAUGUGAUGUUCAAAACGGUCUUCGACUCCAUUCUGGCGGACCUGCACUAUGAAGAUACGUGGGUCCACCUCGAGCAAGUACUCCAGAUGUGGCUCACUCUGAACUGCGAACUGUCGGACAAGCCGUAUUCCAACGGGAUUACCCACACGGAUGUGCCCAAGAUUCCAUUUGGCGCCAAUGCAGUUCAGGGCCUGUUGUUGGCCUUGGCCUGGCACAACGACAUCAAGCUGCGCACAUGGUGUCUGGGAUUCCAGUGCUUGUUCCUGGCCUGCAACUCCCAGCCCAUUGGGGAGGAUGUGGACAGUACCAGGAUCAAUGAAGUUAUAGUAAACGAUGAGAACUUUGAGAAGAUGCUGCUGCGCUUCUUCUCGGGCUACGGCAUGAGCUCGUCCAUCAUCACCAAUCGCUGCGCUGGCCCUACCAUCUGCAAGCACUUGCACGAGCUGCUUCUGUGGCUGCAUAGCAAGAGCGAAACCAGUGGCCUUCCCUGCAAGCGUCGGCUGAAGGACAUCCUGCUGCACGUGGUGUUGCAGCUGGUGCAGCCUGGUGGCGCCAUUAGCAACCAGCAAGGACCCAUUGAUGCCCAGAACCAGCUGGUGCGCGACGUGCUUCUGAUGCCCAAUGACAAGGGUGACCUCAACAUAGCCCUGAAGAUUAUCGAGAGUGUUUCCUUCCUGGUCUACAACAACAUAUCCAAUGGCGAGAAGCUGCAGUGCCAGCGGGCCAACGAGAACAACAAUAUUGGCAACAACUUCAGCAACUUGUUCGCCAACGUGCUGGGCUCGGAGAACCCCACCAAGCAAAACGCCACCAUUUGCGACAAUUCGUUGAUUAUAAAUCUGAUGAAACUGUGCGGCCACAUGGUGCUAACGGAGAUGCCCAGGCAACCUAGCGAGGUCACCAUUCCCGAGGAGGAGGAGCUGUCCAACCAAAGCCAGACUGACGAAACUAAAGCCGAGCAGCUCAACACUGAGGGGCACCGCAGCAAAGUGCCGUGCAUAGCCGAUUGGGUGCUGCGACAUUUCCCCACCAUGAAGCGUCUCUUUGGCACGCUCUCCCAGUGUUCCACAAACACCUUUACGAUGUCAUCGGGAUGCUUCUUUUCCCUGAAGUCCAGCGUGGUCCUGGAUGACCCACAGACCAUCGCGGACAGUGUGUUUAGCCUGAUGCUGACCUUGAGCGACAAGGCUUCCAACCCGCGGUUGGUGGUGGCGCCUAUCUGUCAAUACCUGGAAGAGACUACCAUCCAACGGAAUGCCUCCUUGCCGCGGCUGCCUCUGUCGGAGCCCUUCCUUUGGUAUGUUUCCAAGAUUCUGGAAGUCACGGCAGCCGUGCAAACUUUCACCCAACUGGGAGGCAUCAUGAUUAUCUGCCACAACUUGGUGCGGCUCAACAAGACAAUCAUCAACAUGCAGCCGGGAUUGAUCUCCAUGAUCAUGCAACACAUGACGCGCAACACACGCCUGAAACUGAACACACACGUAGCCGCAAGCAAUGCCUGCAAAAAGUCUACCACUCCAGGGGGCACCACUGUGGCUGCGGCAGCCCAGCCUCCGAGGAGCGGGGCCCAGUACGAUGGGCUGAUUAACUUUGCACCCUUCUCCCACAUCGUAUCCGAGAACGAUGCUGCCCAGAGUGCCGAGGUGCUCAUCUCCAAUCCCAACACCACCCACCGGCGACCCCGAUCACCAGCCUGGAGCUACAUGUUCUACCCCAACGAGACACACGUGGAUCUUACCAUAACACUGCCCACUGCGAUCCUCUUGAAGGAGGUGCAACUGGUGCCGCACACCUCUAGUUUGGCAUCCUGUCCAUCAGCAGUGGCACUGGAACUGUCUAGGGACUACGGCGUUGGCUCCAUCCCAGUGGGGGCGCCUAUGGCUACCACGGGACUGACCUGUAUUCGGCUGAAGCUGGCAAAGGCGGAGGUGGCUACAAGCAUAGUCCUCCGGUUGUACAAGCCCAAGGACUGUGGAAAUGUCGGCCUGGUGCAGAUCGCUGUGCUCGGGCAGACGAUCUUUGGUAAUCGCAUGCAGGGUCUGCGGUCCCAGGGUCCCUUCAUGGACUCGCUCGCUUCCUGUUCCACGCCUCUGCCCUCGGCUGCCCUGGCAGCUAUAGAUGCGGACAUCUUGCCGGACGACGAUGCUUUUGCCAAGACCAGCAUCGGCUGGGUGCGCAUCCUGUCGCGCUGUUUCCAUGUGGCCGCCCUGCAACCGGACAGUAAGCUCUCGGACCUGAUCGCCGCCUAUCCAGCCUCUUACCCAGGGUUCCUGGAGGCCUGCUGUUCGCUUCUGAACAUCAUGCCGAUGAUCCCGAGUCUCGCACAGCAACACCUCGAGACUAUUCUGCUCAAGCUGGGCGCCUACAACCACGAGCUCAGUCUGCAGCUGCUACGAACACUUCUGUGGCACACCACGCCCCAAGUUUUUAAGCUCUCCAGUGACGCGGUUUGUGAUUUAAUUCAUGAAGUGGUCACCGGUUCGGCGGAACACCUGGUGGACAAGCUCCGUGUGCUCAUAGACUGGGUAAUGCAGCUGCACGACAACUACUCCAAGCAGGCGCGGUGCAACAACCCGCAGAGUGGUUUCGUUAAGGUCAUUGCGUCGAUCCUGUGGCGAGUUCACGCCCAGCAGCAGUUGACUGAGCUGCCGCUGCUCAUAUCAUCCUCGCUGUUCGAGACCUGCUUCGAUUGGGUCUCGAGCCUGGAGCACGAUGAGCCCCUAAAGAGCAGCUUUGAUUCCCUGCUCUGUGCCUUGUGCUACAUAAAGCCGGAGCUGUUUAAUCAGCUCUUGGUGAAACUGGGGGUGAAGCUGGAGCCGCCGGCGCGAGGACAAACAGACGACAGCAAAGUGCAGAGCGGCAGCGCCUGGUUCCGCCGGGAGGGCGGUGAAAAUCUCACAGUUCUCCUGCAGCGUCCCACAUUCCUUAAGACCCUGGCUCUGGCCUGCCAAUCUCCAGCAGCCGUCUACCAGAUGUUGGACUCCGGCCUACCAAAACUACUGGCCCACGCGAUCUUCGAGUACUGCACCCAUCUAUUGCCGGGAUCCGAGCAAGGAAACGCUGCAGCUGCUGCGACAGGAGAGCAAGCCGGUUCGUCAGCAGCUGGUGAACAGGAUUCCUCGCUGACUGACUUUGACAAGGCCGAGGCGAGCGCCAGUCAUAGUGCUCCGCUGCUAAGCAGCGCAAAUGUACCAAAAGUCCUUGACUUCUUCGCGGAAUGCUGUGCCGAAGGGCCCAUGCGCGAUUGGCUGGGCACGAUGCAGGGCUCGGUGUUUUGGAAACCUCUACUGCAGCUGCUGUGCAAUACCCACGCCGCCCAGUUCAGUAAAACCCUGCCGAUGCAACAGACUUUCAUACGCCUGGAACGGGCCACCAUAAACUUCUUUACCAGAGUGAGCGCCUGCCACCCCGGCAACCAGGAGGUUUUGACCGCCUUGCUGAUUGGGGCCAUCAUUUGCAAGCCCCUGCGCUCCCCGCAGGGAGUUCGACCCACCAUCUCGGGCUUCACCCGGCAGUUGGUGCUCCAGCUGCUUCUUGAGAACGAGCACAUCAAUGUGUCGGUGAGGAGCAUGCAGCCGCUACAGCGUCGGGACACCCUCUCCGCCAUCAUGGGUGGUGCCUCGGGUACGGGCGGUGCCAGCACCAGCUUACCCGUAGCAGCGGUUAACAACCACCCCGCGAAGCGGAGCAGCGCCCACCACAUGCUCUUCACAGUGAACACCAACACCACAUGCCAGGAGAUUGUGCAGAAUUGCGUGAGCGUGUUUAGUAACUUAGUUUACCAACAACCAACAGAUCAAAGGACUGGGGAGCCGACUAGCUCUUCCACCUCGGCCUCGAGCAUUGGCCAUCCCAGCGGAAGUGCCGCCAAAGCCUCAGAUGGCAAGCUUGACAAGAACAGCUUCAUAAACUUCAACAGCUUGGAGGCGGGAAGCAUGGAGUUCCUAACCGUGGGAGCCGCUGUGGCGGCUAAGGACAAGCGAAUCAAGGAUGCCAAAAACCAGGCGGCGGUCAACAAGGACAAGGAGACGCAGACCAAUGGCUUGAACCUGGCGUCCAAUAUUUUCAACGUGGAAGAGUUCCUCCUGCAAACGGCCAACGCUGCCAACGGGAACCAGCUGGUGGUACCUGAAUAUCCGGAUAUACUGCUAGCUGGGGAUGCCACCAUUUCACAGGUUUUGGCCACCUUACAAGAUGCAGGACAUUCCCUGUCCACGCCAUGCAUCACGUUCGACCUGGUCCCCCAACAGAGGGGAACAGAUGAAGCCUGCGAUGCCAAGAAAACCAAAGCCGCCUGCACGGAACCCUUGCCAUCUCCCCUGCAACGAUUCUCGAGCAGCGGUGGUCUCUCUCUGCUAGCUCAUUAUCUGCCCACCGUUUACCCGGAGCAUUCCGGCCGCAAGACAACCUCGGUCGCCAGCGAGAAGGAGAAGAGCCCGCCGCUCUCGGACUGGGUCAAGUUGGAGCCCAACGAUGAGAUUUACGAGGACUUGGAGGACACCAUUUGCGAACCGGCGGCCAAGCAGACAACUGUGAGCUCGGUGCCGCAGCAUUCGCUAGCCGCCUUUGGACUCUUCUUGCGCCUGCCUGCCUACUCGGACGUCCUUCUCAGGGACAAGCUGCGAGCACAGUGCCUGCUUCGGCUGGUUCUGGGGGUUACUGGGGACGGUGAAGGAAACGACAUUUACAGUUUGUCCCUAGCGCCCUCCCUGCCGACUCUGCCCUUCGAGGUCUUCCGACAACUCCUGGACAGUGUCCCGCUCUCUACGGACGACGGAGUUCUGCUUCGACGCGUCGUUAUCGAGGUGGGUGCCAUGCACCUGGUGCUUAACUGCCUGGGUAUUUUCUCGCACCAAUCGCACAAUAGCCGGAUCGGAGCCCCGACCUCGAACUCGGUGGAUCCCUCCCCCAGUGGAGGAAGUAGUGGAAGUAGUGGCAAUGGGAAUGGCAACGGAAAACCCUGUGCAGCUGCGGAUGAGGCUACGCCCAGUGCCACUUCCGAUGACAAGAGUCACAUGUACUGGGCCAAGGGAACGGGCUUUGGAACCGGAUCCACCACCCAGUCGUGGAAUGUGGAGCAGGCCUUGCUGCGUCAGAAGAGCGAGGAGGAGCACGUAACCGUGUUGCUGCUGGUUUUGGCCAGCUACAUCAAUCCGGGCGACUGCAUCCCCAGCGACAUGUGCGGUAACGACAUUUUGGCGUACCACGAUGUCCGCGAUGUGACGGGCGAACUGCCGCCCAUCUUCCAAACCCUUCUGCACCAGUCUUGCUUGAUUCCCGCCCUGAGCUCGUACCUGCGCAAUGAUUCUGUGCUCGACAUCACGCGCCACAUUCCGCUCUACCGUGCCAUUUUAAAGUUGCUCAGAGCUCUUUCUCUGUCCAAGAUGCUGGUCUCGUUGCUCCAGCCGUCGGUCAGUGGCAGUGGAGACAGCACCCCUCCCAUUUCCGAGCUGCUCACCAAUAUGAAGACCUGCGUAGACACCUACGCUAAGAGGCUGAAAGUCAACAAAAAGUCCAACAUCAAAGGGCAAACUCAUCAGUUGACCUUCAAUAUCGACGAUGGCGACGACGAGGGGUUGGCCCUGCUCAUUCCGGACAUUCACGAGACAGCCGUGCUCGUCCAGAGGACCACGGACGCCGAUGCGUUGGUCAACAAACUGCACUCGAACGAGGACGGCGGUGGUCAGGUGGAGCGUCCGCUUAGCAAGUCCAUCGAGCAACGCUACCUUGAGCUGAUGAAGAAACGCCAGUUCGACACAUACGACAUGAUUGUGGAGUCGGACAACAACAGCUUCCGCUUUGUGGUAGCGCACCACUUUGAGAAAAUGGUCAGACUAGCCGGCGACCGGUAUCAUCCAUCGAGGGUGAAGCGACUGGCCCAGGAGGCGGUGACCUUGUCCACUAGUUUGCCCCUAAGUUUUAGCAGUUCUGUAUUUGUGCGCUGUGAUACUGACAGAUUGGACAUCAUGAAGGUACUCAUCACCGGACCGGCGGACACGCCAUAUGCCAACGGUUGUUUUGAGUUUGAUGUCUUCUUUCCCCCGGACUAUCCCAACCUUCCGAUGCUCAUCAAUUUGGAGACUACGGGCCGGCACUCGGUGCGCUUCAAUCCUAACCUCUACAAUGACGGAAAAGUAUGCCUCUCGGUGUUGAACACCUGGCACGGCCGACCCGAGGAGAAGUGGAACGCUCAGACCUCCAGCUUCCUCCAGGUGCUGGUUUCUAUUCAGUCGCUCAUCCUAGUUCCGGAGCCGUAUUUCAAUGAGCCUGGAUUUGAGCGCAGCCGCGGCACUCCCAGUGGCACUAACUCAUCCAGGGAGUACAAUAGCAACAUAUACCAGGCCUGCGUGCGCUGGGCGAUGCUGGAACAGAUCCGCAACCCCAGUCCCUGCUUCAGAGAUGUCAUUCACAAGCACUUUUGGCUAAAGCGCGAGGAGAUCUGCCAGCAAAUCGAGGGCUGGAUUGAGGAGCUCAGCAAGCCUCAGUACACAGAACGGGCCAGUCGCACCAUAUCCUUCAACUCGAUGGUGCUUCGACGCCACUAUCGCCAUCUGCGCGAAGAACUGGCCAAGCUGAAACCGCCACGUGGCUUGGAGGACUUGGAUGCACCCUUUAAUCCAGUGGCCACACUACCUCUCAUUGAUGUUUCUGCAGCGCCGGUAGCUGCUAGUGGGACGACCAAUGCCCAGGUGGGAACUGAUGAUACAAUUGUGCCGGGACUAAACCUAACCGACAACGAGGCCGAUGGAGAAGGAGACGGGGAUGCAGAUGCGGAUCCCGAGGAUGUCGGGACACCCACAUACUUCAAGGAGUUCCCCAAGGAGGAGGAAGCGCUGUCAGAGGUGGUGGAAAUUCUCAGUGAUACUGAGAACGAGAGCACUGUGUGGCAGGAAAAAGAGGAAGAGGAGGAGGAGGAGGAGUCGCCGUGAAUUGGGCUUGGCUGCUGAAGAGAGAUGAAUGUGAUUCUGAUGCAUCUUAAAUGCCCCAUAUAAUUUUAUUUUUACGAUGCUACCAGAGGAGUGGAGUUCGAUGCGUUUCGUUUUACCGCCUUUAAGUGUUUUAAUUUUUGUAAGAGAGAGACUGGAACAGAACUUGGUGUGCUUUACUUAAAUUGAAAAAUCAUAAUAUUCUUAAUGCUAAAUUAAAAAAAAAAAAAAAGAAAUUGCUCGUGCAGGCAUACUGAGAUGCCUAAACUAAAAACAGCGAAUAUGCACUGUCAGAAACUACUUUCCAUUCAAAAUGAAUAUCCCACAACUCCAUACAUAUAUGUAUGAUUAUUGUAUCGAACUUUUUAUAAAUGCUUAUAUAAACGAAAUCGAUCGAUUUCUACAAGAAAUAUAACCCCGUGUGUGAAUAGAAUAGGCAUGCAUUAUGCGAGUCAUUUGAAUAUAUCACAACUACAAAAAACAGUAACGAAACAGAAAACAAAAACCACCAAAACCAAAUUAAUGUGUAUUAAAACUAUGAAUGUACGUAGUAAUUUAGUUAAAUAUUUACAGCAAAAUGUGAGUGCAGUUACUUUUUCAUUUGAAAUAAAAACGAGAAAUAUAUUGUUUCCUCCAAAAUCAUAAAAUACAA